Molecule: messenger RNA, 2604 nt
Organism: Daktulosphaira vitifoliae (grape phylloxera)
Lineage: Eukaryota; Metazoa; Arthropoda; Insecta; Hemiptera; Phylloxeridae
Product: ATP-binding cassette sub-family G member 1
Exons: 13
Coding region: 169-2256 (695 amino acids)
Cellular component (GO): plasma membrane
Molecular function (GO): ATP hydrolysis activity; ABC-type transporter activity; ATP binding
Source: RefSeq, a predicted model, not a curated record
UACUUGUAACGACGAGUAGUGACAGCGAUGAGCUGUAGGGAUACGGGUGUGUGACAACUGUUGACGUCCCCAUGUCCGGAUAGUUCGCGAUAGUCACUUAUGAACACUUACUAUUAUUUAUUUGUUUUGUAAAAGUAUCGUCUGAAUCGACUAACACUAGAGUACAAUAUGAUCAUCGACGAGUCAGCCGCCGUCCCUAUGGACGAGCUACUCUCAGCUAAUCCGGAUGGUUUAAAUAAUCCGUUGUCUGUUGACAGAAAAAGCUCAUCGGUCAAAAUAAACAUGAUGUCAAGCCAGACGAAGACGUUGAGCCACCUGCCCAAAAGGCCGCCAGUGGAUAUUGCGUUCGCUGAUUUAGUUUACACCGUGUCCGAGGGCACCACUAACAGUACAAAAAAUAUAUUAAAAUCAGUCAGCGGUCGUUUGAAAUCCGGCGAACUGACGGCCAUCAUGGGCCCGUCGGGUGCUGGAAAAUCAACUUUGCUAAACAUUCUCACCGGAUACAAGUGUUCAGGAAUUAAAGGAUCUAUAACCAUAAAUGGUUACGAAAGAAAUUUAAGUAGAUUCAGAAAAUUGUCAUGCUACAUUAUGCAGGACAAUCAACUUCAUGCUAAUUUGUCUGUUGAUGAGGCAAUGCACGUAGCAUCAUCUUUAAAGUUAGGAUCAGAUAUAACUAAAGAUGGCAGACACCAAGUGAUCCAAGAAAUUUUAGAAACUUUAGGAUUACACGAACACAGGAGAACAAUGACUAGUAAUUUAUCCGGAGGACAAAAAAAACGUUUAUCAAUUGCUCUUGAAUUGGUGAACAAUCCUCCGAUUAUGUUUUUUGACGAACCUACUAGUGGCUUAGACAGUAGUUCUUGUUUCCAAUGUAUAUCACUUUUGAAAUCCUUAAGUCGAGGAGGUCGUACAAUUAUUUGCACUAUUCAUCAACCUAGUGCUCGUCUGUUUGAAAUGUUUGAUCAUUUGUAUACCUUAGCAGAUGGACAGUGUGUUUAUCAAGGUUCCACAAAACAACUUGUACCUUUCCUCGGCACACUCGGUUUAGAAUGCCCUAGUUAUCACAACCCAGCAUCGUAUUUAAUUGAAGUAUCUUGUGGUGAGUAUGGAGAUAAUGUGCAAAAAUUAGUUAAUGCUAUUCAAAAUGGCAAAUGUGAUAUUCAACCAGGCAAACCAUUCCCAAAUAAUGAAAUUUUGAACAAUUCCAAUCAAAAAGAAAUAAUUAAAUCUAAUAACUUAUCAUCAAACAUUGUUGAAAGUGAUAAAUUAUCUAAGCCUAUUGAGUCAGAUGAUAUUCCUACAAUUGACAAUGUUGCCAUUCGUUUAGAAAUGGUUGAAGAAGAAAAAUCAAAUGAUGCCGAUAAACCAACUGACAACUUGCUAAAAAAUGGAUUGCCAAGCAAUCAAAAACGCUAUGCAACGUCUGAAUUUUUACAAUUUUGGAUUGUUCUUAAGAGAACUCUUUUAUUCAGUAGAAGAGAUUGGACUCUCAUGUACUUGCGUUUAUUUGCUCAUAUUUUAGUUGGAUUUUUAAUUGGAUCAUUGUAUUAUGAUAUUGGUAAUGAUGGAGCUAAAGUACUAAGCAACCUUGGAUUUUUGUUUUUCAAUAUGUUAUUUUUAAUGUACACAUCAAUGACAAUUACUAUUCUAUCUUUUCCUUUAGAAUUACCCGUUUUAAUCAAGGAAAACUUUAAUAGGUGGUAUUCUUUGAAGUCCUACUACAUGGCUAUUACACUAUCUGAUAUACCAUUUCAGACUAUAUUUUGUGUCAUGUAUGUGAGUAUUGUGUAUUACAUGACAUCACAACCCCCUGAAAUGAUUAGAUUUGCUAUGUUUUUGUCAGCAUGUUUACUUAUUUCAUUUGUUGCACAAAGUGUUGGUCUUGUAGUAGGUGCAGCAAUGAAUGUACAAAAUGGUGUAUUUUUGGCACCAGUUAUGUCUGUGCCUUUCUUACUUUUCUCUGGUUUCUUCGUCAGCUUUGAUGCUAUACCAAUUUAUCUAAGGUGGAUCACUUAUUUAAGUUAUAUUCGCUAUGGUUUUGAAGGUACAGCUAUAGCCACUUAUGGCAAUGAUAGAGAUAUACUUGAUUGUCAUCAGGAGCAUUGUAGCUUCAAGAAACCAAAAACAACUCUAAGAGAAUUGGACAUGCUUGAUGCAAGCUUCUCAUUGGAUAUUAUUGCUUUAAUUAUUAUUUUCUUUGUUUUACGUAUAUCAGCUUUCUUGUUCCUUCGUUGGAAACUCAAGUCUUCACGUUAAUAUAUUAAAAUUACAAAAUUUAAGCUCUCUGGAAUAUGUUUAUAUGAAUCUAAAUUAGGUGUUUUUAAUUAAAUUGCCUAGUUUUUUCAUAAGUAUAUAAAAUGUAGUAUAUAUCUGUACCAAUCACUUAUGGUUAUGGUUUUCAAGGAUUUUUUUCUACAAUAUUAAAUCUUAGUAGAAUUUUAUAUACCUUAUAUUGAAUAUUUAAUAUUAAUUUUUGUGAUUUAAACAUUCAUGUAAUAUUUAUUCUGUAUUACAUAAGACCAAAAAGUGUUUUUGAUAUAAACUUUUAAGUAUAAAGUAAUAUUGUAAAAUUGAAAACAGAUAAUUACAAUUUUUAAUUCUUUA